Messenger RNA from Epinephelus fuscoguttatus (brown-marbled grouper), 1059 nucleotides. It is a transcript of the gene cts12, whose product is annotated as cathepsin 12. NCBI's taxonomy places the organism in Eukaryota, Metazoa, Chordata, Actinopteri, Perciformes, Serranidae. The coding region runs from base 1 to 1059 and encodes 352 amino acids. Gene Ontology annotation, molecular function: cysteine-type endopeptidase activity. The transcript has 8 exons. Gene Ontology annotation, biological process: immune response. The record is from RefSeq and is a predicted model, not a curated record. Gene Ontology annotation, cellular component: lysosome.
AUGGGAACAAAACAGACUCACAUCAGUGCAGUCCAGCAGGCCAGCUUCCUGCUGAGAGCAGCUCUGCUCUCCAUCCUGCUGUGCGGCCCUCAGCACGUGUCCUCAGACUCAGACGAGGCCGUCCUGACUGAGUGGCAGAUCUGGAAGACCAGCCAUGGCGUCUCCUAUGAAGAGAUGGACGACAUGCAAAGGAGGGCUAUCUGGGAGCAAAACAAACAGAUGAUUGAAGACAACAAUCAAGGGUUCUUCAUGGGGAUGAGGCCGUUCACUAUGGCCAUGAAUAAAUAUGGAGACCUGACGAGACAAGAGUACCACGUUUUGCAAGGUGCCGUGAUCGACUCCCAAUUUGUGAAGAGAGGGAAGACCGUCUCGGCCAGGAGGCUGCGUAACAAUGCUAAGAAGUACGACACUUUGUUUGUGGACUACAGGAAAAAGGGUUAUGUCACUGAGGUGAAAGACCAGGGUUACUGUGGCUCGUGCUGGGCCUUCAGCACUACAGGAGCUAUUGAGGGACAAAUAUACAAGAGGACAGGUCAGCUUGUAUCUCUGAGUGAACAAAACCUGGUGGACUGCUCCAGAUCUUAUGGUACCUAUGGCUGCAACGGUGCCUGGAUGGCCAACGCCUACGACUAUGUGAUCAGCAACGGGCUGCAGUCGACCAGCACCUACCCAUACACCUCAGUGGACACCCAGCCCUGUUACUACGACAGCAGACUUGCAGUUGCACAUAUCAGAGACUACAGGUUCAUACCCAAAGGAGAUGAGCAGGCUCUGGCUGAUGCCGUGGCAACUAUCGGUCCAAUCACAGUAGCUGUUGAUGCAGAUCAUGCAAGCUUCUUGUUCUACAGCUCAGGAAUAUACGAUGAGCCCAACUGUAAUCCGAACAAUCUGAGUCACGCGGUGCUGCUGGUUGGCUAUGGCUCUGAGGGAGGCCAAGACUACUGGAUCAUCAAAAACAGUUGGGGAAGCAGUUGGGGUGAAAGCGGCUACAUGCGAAUGAUCAGAGACGGCAGAAACACAUGUGGCAUUGCGAGCUACGCCUUGUACCCUGUUCUAUGA